CGGCCUUUUCCGUGUGUCUCCAGCCGGUGGUGUCACUCACUCAUCAACAACCGUGGAGACCUCAAGUCACUUUAAACACACCCCACGUUACCGAAUAGGGUGUUAUCCUAGAGAGACACUGGUAUAGAAAUUCUUCUGCUGCUGUUCUGAUGGUCAGUCAUGGAGGAAGACGACAGCCAAGAUGAGCUGAUCAACCGCAGUACAUCCCACAGCAAAGGAAAAAGAGGGGCAUUAUGGGCCAUCUCAGAUGACUCCGAUGACUCUGUCGAGGAGUCUGAGGAGGGAGAAUCUGACAGUGGUGAUGAAGAAGAUGGAGAUCCCAUAAAUGGAGAAGAUGAGGAGGAAGAAGAGGAGGAUGAGGAGGAGGAAGGGAUUGAUGAGGAUGAUGCGGAAGAGGAGGAAGACGUUAAGCCAGAUGGAGCUUUUGGGGGAACCUCUGCUGACUUUGCGGGAAUGAGCUCAGAUGAAGACACGGAAAAGUGUCCCAUCUGCCUCAACUCAUUCAACAACCAACCUGUUGCAACACCAGAGAACUGCGAGCACUACUUCUGCUUUGACUGCAUCAUUGAAUGGGCCAAGAACGCAAACUCGUGUCCUGUGGACCGCAUGUCCUUUAACAGCAUAUACCUAAGGAAAUGUUAUGGAGGCAAAGUGAAGAAAAUGAUAACUGUACAAAAGCCUGUAAAGGAAGGUCAAGAGGAAACGGUCGAUCUGGACCUGGAGCAGACCAACUGCGAGGUGUGUGGGGGCAGUGACCGGGAAGACCGUCUCUUGCUCUGCGAUGGCUGUGAUGCAGGGUAUCACAUGGAAUGCCUCACACCUCCUCUUGACUCUGUUCCUGUGGAGGAAUGGUUCUGUCCUGAGUGUGUAGCCAACAAUCGUCAUUCCAGAGGUUCAGCUGAGGAACUUAGCGAUACAGACAGCUUACCUUCUACCGCCCGUCCUGCCACCAGUCACUCCCAGCCCCGUGCUGCAGGCCCCACCAGAGCCAUCGCCCGCACUCAGCAGAGUGAGAGGGUUCGAGCUAAUGUCAACCGACAUCGCAUCACACAGGCACGCACAUCGCAGCUGGCUCCAACAUACAUGAUGCAGUCCACUUGGCUUGAUGAAACUAUCAAUGCAGUGGUGGCUGGGCUCAACACGGCCGUGUAUAUACGCGAUUUCACACCGCGUUUGCCAUCGAGCAACAGACGCAGGCCCGGAAAACGCAGAAGGGUGAAAAGCAAGAAGACGUCUUCUGCAAAGGGUAAAACAGGCAAAGUAACAAGUACAGGAGUUAAGAGGAGGAAACGAAGAGUAAGGAGGACUAAAUCCAAGAAUAAGCUGAUGCUGAAAAAGACAGCCACUCCUCGAGGCCGUAUUGCAAGUAGUUUGGGAAUUGUAAAGGACAAGAAGAGCUCCUCACUUCCUACAGUAUACCGGCCGUCAGAGCACACGCUAAGCAGCAUGCGUGUGGACAUAGGAGCGGCGUCCCUCUCCAUCUAUGGAGAUCCAUUUGACCUGGAUCCAUUUACGGAGCGUGAGGAUGAGGAACAGCAGGCCCACGUUACGUCACUGCUGGAGGCCAAGAGACGAGGGAUAUCUCGCUCUGCCCUUCGCUCUCAUCAGCCUGUGGCUCGACCAGUCACUGCUAGCCUUUCCAGGAGGGGUAUGGAUGCCCCCCAACCAGGGGGUGUUGUGGAGGCAGCUCCCGUGCCUGAUCUGCUUGGCAGCAUCCUCUCAGGACAGAGCAUGCUCUUGAUGGACAGCUCCAACGUCGUCAUUAAUCGAGAUGGUUCCCUCAAAGCUACAAAGCAAAUGAUGCCACCCGCAUUACUGUCAGGUAGCAGCUCAGGUAGCCCAGGAGAUCCCAGCACCCUCAGCCCAGUAGAACCACCCAGCCUAGGGGACAGCUCUCUGUCUCUGCACAACGGUGAUCUACCAGGAUCUUCCAUGACCAGAACUUUGUCCCAGAGUUCGUCUCGCUUACCCCCCUUCAUGGCCUCUUCACCCAGCCACACCCAACCACAUCCUCAUUCUGAUGUACCACACAGAGGGCAUCGCAGUUCGCAUCCACCCCUUCCAAACAGACCCACGACAUCUCUCGGUCACCGGGGACCCAAUGGAGUCGGAGCCUCUAGAGAAACCACAUCAUCAUCCAUGCACCCGAUUCCAGACUCUAGCUCAAAAAACAAGGGAGUGGCUCCACCAUCCCAACCUAAAAAAGCACCCACAAAGCCCAUGUGGGUAGAUGUGUCAGUUCUUCCUAGAAUACCAAAAAUAAAAAGGGAAAACAGCAGUGUCUCAAAUGAUGACACGAGUCAAGGUGGCAGUAAUAGACUUAGUAGUAGUAGUAGUAGUAGUAGUAGUAGUAGUAGUAGGGGUGGUAGUAGUAACACAGCCACUUCUAGUAAUGGUUACGGCAUGCCUGAAGUGGGCAUGAACAACCUGUCAGGGGACAAAGGAAGGCAGCAAAGCGUAGACCAGCAAAAGGGCCAGGCUGACCGCCCGCCACAGAGGCACAGGCCGGACGGAGCUAGCUCUUCAUCAGCCUUCUCCAACUCAUUCUCCUCCUCUUCCUCUGGCUCUCCGGCCAGCCAGCCACGGUAUUCCUCAUCCACCUCAUCUUCAUCAGCGGUGAGCUUCCGCAUCAACUCCAGCGGAAACUCCUGGCAAUCGAGGAGGCUAAGCAACGCGGCGUCCUCUUCCAGCGGUGGCAGCACGCAGGAACUCUGGGGAGGGAAGAAAGACGAAGCAAAAAAGAGGCAGUUGCACAGGGAUAAACAAAUGCUGCUGGCGUCGCGUACACCUGUCGGUAAGGAACAAGACGAUAACAAUAUCUAUGACCCCUUUAAUCCUACUUUGUCGGAGUCAAGCAGCUCAGAUGAUGAAGGCGAGGGCACGAGUCGAGAUAGCAGCUCUCAACAUGCCACACAUGAGGGGAGGGCUCCAAGUUUAGGAAAGAAGGAGAGCUCAGUGCAGGGCAAGCUGGACCUGGUUCAAGUGAAAACUGAAAUACAGGAGAGAGAGAUCUCACAGGAAGAACCAAGGAGAGAUGAGAAUAUCAAGGUUGAAAAAGAAUCAGGAUCAGCCGAUUUCAGUAUUAAAAAAGAAAAAGUGCCACUUGACACUAAAAUUAAGAAAGAACCAGGUUUACAUGAAGAUGAAGGUUCUGGGAAGCAUUGUGACAGGUUUAAAAGUUACCUAAAUUCAGAUACGACAGACAACACAUCUCCUGCUCACCUCAGCUCGGAUCUUUUAAAGACUGAGAAAGAGACUCCCAACAGAUCUCGCCCUAACUCCGACCAAGGUUCAUCAGCUUCCAGCUCUGGUAUCACCAAGAAGACACUAAAGGAAGAAGCUAAAUCAGAUUCUGCAUCCAGUUCCAAGUCCCCAUCGAGGGAUUUUAGCCACAAGAAGAAAACUUCAAAAGCUUCUAAGGAGUCUAGCAGUUCUGAGACGGACAAAAGCAAGAGAGGAGAUCAUCAUAGCUCAGGUCAUGAUGGUCGGCAGAAAGAAAGGGACAAGGACAAAGAGAGAAGAUCCAGGAAAUCGCGUUCCAGAGAGAGGAGGAGGGCGCAUUCAUCUUCAGACAGCUCUCAGCCUAGUUCCCCCGAUAGGACUCGGAGAAAGAGACGCCGGUCCCGAUCCCUGUCACAAUCCAAAGACGAGCCAAGGAGGAGGCGAUCCAGGUCUGGGUCCAGCUCCAGCAGCAGAGAGCGUGAAAGGAGGAAGAAGCAGAAACAACAGAGCAAGGAGAGAAAUGAAGACAGAGGCAGAGACCACGAGAGAAGAAGAGCGUCAAAAGACAAGAGACGCGCCAGGUCUCGCUCGAAAUCUCAGUCGAAAUCCCGUUCCCGUUCCAGGUCCAGGUCCAGGUCCAGGGAAAGAAGGAAAGAUCACACAAGACCACAUCAAACCUCUCUCCCUUCUAGAGACAAAGUUGACUCACAGUCUAAAGACAAGAGAAGACACAGGUCUAGAUCCAGGUCGAGAGAGAGGAGGAAAGAAGAAGGGUCAUCCAAAAGUUCACAGAAAAAUUCAGGGUCGUGUGUUGCAUCCUCCAAAGACACAAAGCUGUUCCAGGACAAGAAAAAAGAGAAGGAAAUUUCACAAAAAACCACACAAGUAGCGAAACCGAAUAGAGAUGAGUUGCCCUCCUGCUCCUUAUCCUCUAAAGUCAAAAAAGAAGACCUCACAGCAGAGACUCGUACCACAGCUACAGAAACGACAAAACAGGAGAAAGCUGGAAAACAGACCGGGAAAGAAAAAUUACCAUCUCUUGACAUGUUUGAAGACUCUCCUGUUGCUAAACCAAUUAAAGAAGAAGAAACUGACACCCCUUCUGUAGCAGUGAACAAAACCUCCAGCCAGGGAAUCGAAACCACGAUUAAGACAGAAACGUGUGAAAUCAGCGUAGUUAAAUCUGAGCCAAGUUCCCCGCAGGUAUGCCACUUUCCCGCUGUCGCCUCAUUUCCUACGCUGCCCACCCCUACGACAGCAGACAGCUCCGAGGACACAGGCUCUCCGCCUCAGUCAGCGUCACUGAGCUCUGUCAAACAAGAAAACGCACCCGAGUUAGCCGUCCCCGUAAAACAAGAAGUUCGGCAAGCCUCGGACUCUGACGACGACUUCAGUGUCGAUGUGAUGCUAGACAGUCUAGAUUACGCCAAGUCUGAAAACACGGAGGGGAACGAUCCAGCUGUCAAGGUGAAAAAAGAAGAAGCGGAGGAGAAAAACGAGGGAGAGCAAGUGUCAACUGUGAUAGCGGCAAAAUCCAAGCCUCAAGUGAAGAGGGUUACCUGGAAUAUACAGGAGCCAGAAGGGCCUCAGCCAGAGAAAUCUUCAAGCAAGCUGGCUCUGUAUAAACUGAAGCUGAAGCAAGAAGGAGCUCGCAGACCCUCUUUGGCCACCCAGACAUCAUCCGGUCAGGAUGUCAGUGGAGCUGUUGGUGACCCCUCCAAGAAGGAAGCUGUCGAUCAGCUCAGUGCCUCGUCUAGAUCCGACGGCCUACACCCCGGGGAGCAGUCAGCAGCUGGUCAAGGAGAGGACGAGGAAGGGGAUUCGUCCAGGAAAGACAAGUAUUUGAAAAAGCUGCACAUGCAGGAGAGAGCUAUAGAGGAGGUCAAGCUUGCCAUCAAACCUUUCUACCAGAAGAGAGACAUCAACAAGGAUGAAUACAAGGAGAUUCUCCGCAAAGCCGUCCAGAAGGUGUGCCACAGCAAGAGUGGCGAAAUCAACCCAGUAAAAGUGGGGAAUCUGGUCAAGGCGUAUGUGGACAAAUACAAGCAUGCUAGGAAACAUAAAAAAGGAGAGGAUUUAGGGAAGGUGCCAGAGAUACAGAGUGAGGCAAUGAAAACCUCUGACAGUCCUUGAUGAGGGGGUAGUCACGACAGGCAAAGGCAGCCACACCCACAGCAAACUCUUGUUCAUAUGUUGUCCUACAACCAAGUGUGACCUCUGACUCUCUAACGUACCCAGUUCAAGGUAAGAUCUGCUCGCAGUCCAGAUUUCUAUCUUAUGGUAUUUUGAGGACAAACUUGGUUGGACUGUCACUGCCAAGAACUGGUCUUUUUUUUGUGUAGUACAGGUCAUUAUCUUAAGGGGAGACUUUGAGGCUAUGCCUUAAAGAGGCAGAUCUCAAAGACCCUCCCAUGGAGGUAUAAAUCAGGUAGCUUUCUCCACGGGCAUAUCACUGCAACGAUACAAUGUGUUUUCUAUGGAUUUUUGUUCAGUGGGAGGGAAGGGGUAUUUAUCAGUAGCAAAACUAAUUUUGUCAGUUAGAAAGUGGUAAACAUAUGCAGGACAUGCAUAUAUUUAGGAAGUUUUUCACGUUAACGAAAGACACCGUUAUGCAAUUUUUGUAGACAAUUUAUCAGGAGGCUAAUGAAUCCAUUUUAGAUUUUGUUGUAAAUAAUAUAGAUUUGAUAUAUCUGUUGCAAAUGUCUGACAUAAAUGGUUCAAGUUUGUAGAGUUGGUUGAUCUUGUGUUUUUGUUUGAAAGCCUGCGUUUUCUGUCUUCCUCGCCUUAAUGUCCACGUCUCACGAGCUAAAACCAGUCCGGCAUACCAUACAUGGUUAAUGGAGUCACUUCUUCUUCCUUUUUUUUCUUUUUUGCUUUUGUUUUGAAUAAAAAUGUGUGACUGAAAUGUAGACAAACACGUUUUAGAGAAGUCUGGAACACGUUUUCGUACCAAAUGAGUAAGAUUCAUAAUAAUAAAUCUCCUUUUUCCUUGGAGAGAUAA
Mugil cephalus (flathead mullet) is the source of this 6223-nucleotide messenger RNA. It is a transcript of the gene phrf1, whose product is annotated as PHD and ring finger domains 1. The transcript is spliced from 19 exons. Lineage: Eukaryota; Metazoa; Chordata; Actinopteri; Mugiliformes; Mugilidae. The record is from RefSeq and is a predicted model, not a curated record. The coding region runs from base 160 to 5355 and encodes 1731 amino acids.